This is a messenger RNA of Psammomys obesus (fat sand rat), 2706 nucleotides long. It is a transcript of the gene Mixl1, whose product is annotated as Mix paired-like homeobox. Lineage: Eukaryota; Metazoa; Chordata; Mammalia; Rodentia; Muridae. Bases 1333 to 2022 code for a protein of 229 amino acids. Gene Ontology annotation, biological process: hematopoietic progenitor cell differentiation; endoderm development; endoderm formation. The record is from RefSeq and is a predicted model, not a curated record. The transcript has 2 exons. Gene Ontology annotation, molecular function: DNA-binding transcription activator activity, RNA polymerase II-specific; RNA polymerase II cis-regulatory region sequence-specific DNA binding.
AGCAGGUCUGGGGUUUCUCAGCAUCCUCAGAAGGCAGGAAGCCAGGACACUUUCCUAGUGAUAUCGCACUGAUGAACAACUCAAGACUAGGACUUUGAGCAGAUCCCUUUGCGGUUUACACCUGGAAUAACUGCUCGUAGUAGUUACAUCCACUCGCGGCUCUUCCAGAGGGUAGGGGCUCAGUUCCCCGCACUGUGUCAGGAGGCUUACACCCUGUAUCUUGGUUACAGUGCAGCCAUUGUCCUCUCUUGGCCUUCACGUGUGCGUUGGUACAUACGAUGUGCUCGUGACUAACCCCUAAGAAAACAGAUCUUUUCCUCUGAGACCUCCUAUUAGCACUCUAGCACCAGCAAGAACGGGCCGCCCUUGGACUGUGCCGUGACUCACCCCUCCCUCCGCGGAGAGAGAGAGAGAGAGCCCCUUGAGGCUGUGGAAGCAGCGCCUCUGUGCCCUUCUGUUCUGGCGCUACAUACGCCACUGAUUUCUCCCUGAAGCAACGUGGUUUCUGUUCCAAAGACGGUCACUGGGGUCCGGGAGAAGCAGUGAUGUACGCGGCGGAUAGACGCUCACGGUGAGAGAGCACCGGCUAGCAACGUUUCACGCGCGCGUGAAUGUUUAUUUCCUCGGGUCCUGGGCACCGUGGGGACUCUUUUUAGGAGCGCUAACCCGGUGCCACUUCGACCCACCGCGCUCACGGCAUCCCUAAUUGACAGGUCACAGAUACUCUAGGCAGGAGCGCCGCCCCUGCUCAGAUGUGCGCCUGUCGCCUUUGAGGUCUCUAUCUUCACCCCCCUCGGACUCAGGAUGUGUCGGGGUGGCUUUGCGGAGCGCCGGGCUGGGCUGUUUGACCAACCUGGAGUAAGGUCUAGCACAUAGCAGGGGUGGUAAACAGCGCCUUUGAUGGUGACAGGAGCACAGCGGGCCGGGCUCAGCGCGGGGAGGGGGUGGGGGUGGCACCCGAGAGACCCAGGCGCUCCUGGGGGGCAUUCGACCCCGAAGAAGGGGGCUCCGUCCAAAGCUGGCUCGCCCCCGAGGCGGCCCCUCCGCAGCAGAGCGGUUCUAGGCAUGUGGAUUGGUGGCCGGACCGGCCAGCGCAUGGGCGGGGAAGGGACGGAGCGGCUGGGACUCGAGUUCGCGCCCCCCUCCCUCCGUCCCCUGGUCAGCGGAAGCGAUUAUUCCGGCGGGCGUCUGGCAGGGCUUGGGCGGGCUCGCGCCCCGAGGAGACGCGGCUUCCCCCGCACCCACGCCUUUGAUGGCGCCGCCGCCCCCCUCCCCGGCCCCGGGCCGCUAUAACUGCAGGCGAGCGGGGGUCGCGGGCAGCCUCCGGGAGCCAUGGCCGCCGCAGGGUCCCAGCAGCUCCAGUUCGCGGAGGGCGCCGCUUUCCCCGCCUUCCCCGACGCGCACCCCGGAGGGCCGCUGCUCCCGUCCGCCCGGCUGCCCCCGGCGGCCCCCGGCCCCCGCGCCCCAGCGGCCACGCCGUGCUUUCCGGGCCGGGGCCCCGGACCCGCGGCGCAGACCCCCGCCGGCCUGGAUCCGCCCGGAGCCCCCAAAGGCGCGGCCGCCCCGUCGGCGCCGCAGCGGCGCAAGCGCACGGCGUUCAGCUCCGAGCAGCUGCAGUUGCUGGAGCUCGUCUUCCGCCAGACCAUGUACCCCGACAUCCACUUGCGGGAGCGCCUGGCUGCGCUCACGCUGCUCCCCGAGUCCAGGAUCCAGGUGUGGUUCCAGAACCGACGGGCCAAGUCCAGGCGCCAGAGUGGGAAGUCGUUUCCGCCCUUCUCCUCACAGCGACAAGUUUUCCUCCAUCGCUCUGCCCCUGGAACUGAAGCAAGAAGUUUGAAGCCACAGCUGCCUCUGGAGACAGAUGUGAACUGCCUCCCCGAUCCCAGCAGGGCCGGGGGUGGAGUCUGCGUACCGGGUUCCCAAGGUCAGAGUUUUGAGAAUUAUUCGCCCCUCUCUGAAGAUACCGGCUCAAAGUUGGACUCGUGGGAGGAGCACAUCUUUUCUGCCUUAGGUAACUUUUGAGGAUUCUGGGCGAGGUCAGGAUGCAUCUGACCGGCCACGGCCUUGCUAACUAACGUUGAUGAUGGACCGGGAUCUUCUCUCGAGUGCAGGUCUCUCCUCUGCCACACUGAGCCUUUACCGGUGGCCUGCUCUCUGGGGCCACCCACCUCCCACCCAGAAGGCCCCGUGCCUCUCCAAGGCUGCACGUUUAACUUGUCCACACCCCCUGGGCCUUCUCACGAGGGCUAUUCCUAUUUUCUUCAGACGGAUUGUUCAGAACAUGUUUUCUUCGCAAGAGACGUCAGUUUGACUCAGUUUCCCUUUUCUCGGCAGAUGCUGUCUUCUCGUGGUCCUUCUAGGGCCUACAACCUAGAUUUCAUGCACUCUAACCCGAAUCCUGGGCUCUAACCUUAUCACCAAGAUUUAUCACCUUUUUUUUUUUAACCAAAUCCUUGUUUUGUUGUUGAUCCUACUGUGUAACUGAGGCUGACCUUGACCUCCCAGUGCUGAGAUUACACGUGUGUGCCACCAUGACUAGACGCUUCUGUUUUGUUUAAAAUUGUCUAUGAUGUACAACAUAUAUAUCCAAACCGAGCUGUUUAACACAUGCAUGACCUCAGUCACCUUUUUUUCUGUAAUGACACGUAAAAUCUAUUAUUUUAGCAACUUUAAAGUAUAUGAAAUAUACUAUGAAAUACAUUUCAA